AUGUCUACACCUCCUCGUGAAACAAUACAGAAGCAAAUACAGCAAGAUUGGGCUAACCGAGAAUAUAUAGAAGUCAUCACUGGAAGCAUUAAAAAAAUCACUGAUUUCCUCAAUUCUUUUGACAUGUCCUGUAGAUCUCGUCUCGCCACACUCAAUGAGAAAUUAACAUCAUUAGAGAGGAAAAUUGAUUACUUGGAAGCUUGUGUAACAAAGGGAGAAACAUUAACAUGA
Chilo suppressalis (striped riceborer) is the source of this 231-nucleotide messenger RNA. NCBI's taxonomy places the organism in Eukaryota, Metazoa, Arthropoda, Insecta, Lepidoptera, Crambidae. The record is from the annotation of a GenBank genome assembly.